Messenger RNA from Aphanomyces invadans, 1457 nucleotides. RefSeq lists its product as hypothetical. Lineage: Eukaryota; Oomycota; Saprolegniomycetes; Saprolegniales; Verrucalvaceae. The coding region runs from base 25 to 1350 and encodes 441 amino acids. Gene Ontology annotation, biological process: proteolysis. Gene Ontology annotation, molecular function: serine-type carboxypeptidase activity. The transcript has 7 exons. The record is from RefSeq and is a predicted model, not a curated record.
CACUGGCAUUGCAUUUGGUCGAGGAUGCACGUCCGACCGCUGCUUUGGGCCAUUGCUAGCUUUCUAUUGACGGCGCGACGUGCCGUUGCCACCACCAACACAACCGGAUUGUGUGGCGAGAAGGAACCUAUCCACACGGGGUACCUGAACGAGCUGUAUUAUGUCUUUUAUGAAACGCGCCAAUUUCCAAGUGACCAUACGCCGCUCGUGAUAUGGCUGUCGGGUGGACCAGGGUGCUCGAGUCUUGUCGGCAUGUUGUUUGAGAACGGUCCUUGCUCGGUGGGCGAGGAUUCAUCCGUGGCAAAAAUCAAUCCGUCGUCCUGGACAAACGCUGCGCACAUGGUUUACAUCGACCAACCGCGCGGCACGGGAUUCAGCCCUCCUCGCAUCGACAGAGAGAACUGGUACGAGUCCGAUGUGGCGGCUGACCUUGUGGGUUUUCUCGACGCGUUUUACGAUGCAUACCCAUUCCUUGCCACGAACGAUUUGUAUGUCUUUGGCGAAAGCUACGCUGGCCAUUACGUCCCGGACUUUGUCUUUGCCUUGCUGCAUCGUCCAGUCAGUGUCGCUACGUCUCCCCACGCGGACCAAAUCGUCAAGAAUUUGAAGGGCAUGGGGAUCGGAAACGGACUGACAUCACCGUCUGCAAUGUAUGGAACUGCUGGCGAAUUCGCUGAAGGCUUGACGAAAGGCCAAAUCAAGGCUUCGGCACCAGACACGGUUGCCCAAUGUUACGAUGGUAUCGAGAGGUGUCAAGUGGCGGUGCACGGUGGAUUUGGCGAUUGCUCGAAGCUCGGGCCUUGCGAUCACCUCAUGUCGGACCUCCUCGUUCAAGCCCACGCCAACAAUCUCAACUAUUACGACCUGCGUGCCCAGUGCCACAACGAUGACUUGUUCAAGCUGUGCUAUCGAUUCACUCCCUUGUACAACUUUUUGAAUGCUCCGUCGACACGUGCAACUCUGGGAAUCCAAGGCAAGACGUGGAUUCCAUGCAACCACGACGUGUUUACGCACUAUGCGCGAUUCGACUACUUCAGCGAAAGCGAAGUAAAAGUGGCCAACAUCUUAGACCAUGGGAUUCGAGUCCUCAUCUACGCUGGCGACCAAGAUAUGGUUUGCAACUGGAAGGCGCAGGACAAAUGGACGAAAGACAUGGUGUGGACCCACCAAACUGCCUUUGCACAGCAACAGCUUGGUACCUACGUGUACAACAAGGCUGCAGUCGGUGAAAUGCGGCAGUACGACGGGCUGAGCUUCUUGCGAGUGUAUCAAUCUGGCCACAUGGUGCCCUUUGACCAACCUGAAGUGGCCCUCGACAUGUUUGCUCGAUUUGUGACGAAUCGCUUAUAGGUCCAAAUACUCGGAUUUUCUUUGAAAUUUUUACCGAAAAUGGAGCCAUCCUUCACCACAUGAAACCAAACGACGGACAUGUUGCUGGAAACGUGGUACAAUCUGUU